AUGCAGCGCGCACUCACUUCUCGCGCGAGAGCGUCCGUCCUCUCUGCUGCUCCUAGCAAGUUCCGCGCCGGUGCCGGCCUGGGACAGCAGCUUCGUUUUGCCCACAAGGAGCUGAAGUUCGGUGUCGAGGCCCGCGCCUCGCUGUUGACCGGUGCCGAGACUCUCGCCAAGGCUGUUGCGACAACACUUGGUCCCAAGGGCCGCAACGUCCUCAUCGAGUCCAGCUAUGGCUCUCCCAAGAUCACAAAGGACGGUGUCACUGUUGCGAAGGCAAUCACCCUGAAGGACAAGUUCGAGAACCUCGGAGCCAAGCUGCUCCAGGAUGUCGCCUCCAAGACCAACGAGACCGCCGGUGACGGAACUACGAGCGCUACCGUUCUGGCCCGUGCCAUCUUCUCCGAGACCGUCAAGAACGUUGCCGCUGGCUGCAACCCCAUGGACCUGCGUCGCGGUAUCCAGGCUGCCGUCGAUGCCGUCGUCGAGUUCCUCCAGAAGAACAAGAGAGAUAUCACCACCAGCGAGGAGGUUGCUCAGGUUGCCACCAUCUCUGCCAACGGUGACCAGGAGGUCGGUCGCCUGAUCGCCAACGCCAUGGAGAAGGUCGGCAAGGAGGGUGUCAUCACCGUCAAGGAGGGCAAGACUCUGGUUGACGAGCUCGAGGUCACCGAGGGUAUGCGCUUCGACCGCGGCUUCGUCUCCCCCUACUUCAUCACCGACGCCAAGUCCCAGAAGGUUGAGUUCGAGAAGCCCCUGAUCCUCCUCUCCGAGAAGAAGAUCUCGGCCGUCCAGGACAUCAUCCCCGCCCUUGAGGCCUCCACCCAGAUGAGACGCCCUCUGGUCAUCAUCGCCGAGGACAUUGAGGGUGAGGCUCUCGCCGUCUGCAUUCUCAACAAGCUCCGUGGCCAGCUCCAGGUUGCCGCCGUCAAGGCCCCCGGCUUCGGUGACAACCGCAAGUCCAUCCUCGGCGACUUGGCCGUCCUCACCAACGCUACCGUCUUCACCGACGAGCUUGACAUCAAGCUCGAGAAGGCCACCCCCGACAUGCUCGGCUCCACCGGCUCCAUCACCAUCACCAAGGAGGACACCAUCUUCCUGAACGGCGAGGGUUCCAAGGACGCCAUCGCCCAGCGCUGCGAGCAGAUCCGCGGUGUUAUGAGCGACCCCACCACUUCCGACUACGAGAAGGAGAAGCUCCAGGAGCGUCUUGCCAAGCUCUCCGGCGGUGUCGCCGUCAUCAAGGUCGGUGGCUCCUCCGAGGUUGAGGUCGGCGAGAAGAAGGACCGCUUCGUCGAUGCCCUCAACGCUACCCGCGCCGCCGUUGAGGAGGGUAUCCUGCCCGGUGGUGGUACCGCCCUGAUCAAGGCCUCUGCCCUGGCCCUGAAGGACGUCAAGACCGCCAACUUCGACCAGCAGCUCGGUGUCACCAUCGUCAAGAACGCCAUCACCCGCCCCGCUCGCACUAUUGUCGAGAACGCCGGUCUUGAGGGCUCUGUCAUUGUUGGCAAGCUCACCGACGAGUACGCCGGCGAGUUCAACAAGGGCUUCGACUCCUCCAAGGGCGAGUACGUCGACAUGAUCGCCGCUGGUAUCCUUGACCCCUUCAAGGUCGUCCGCACUGGUCUCGUUGACGCCAGCGGUGUCGCUUCCCUGCUCGGUACCACCGAGGUCGCCAUUGUCGAGGCUCCCGAAGACAAGGCCCCUCCCAUGGGUGGCAUGGGCGGUAUGGGCGGUAUGGGAGGCAUGGGUGGUAUGAUGUAA
Messenger RNA from Colletotrichum navitas, 1758 nucleotides. Its product is annotated as chaperonin GroL. NCBI's taxonomy places the organism in Eukaryota, Fungi, Ascomycota, Sordariomycetes, Glomerellales, Glomerellaceae. The transcript is spliced from 3 exons. Bases 1 to 1758 code for a protein of 585 amino acids. The record is from RefSeq and is a predicted model, not a curated record. Gene Ontology annotation, molecular function: ATP binding; protein-folding chaperone binding; ATP-dependent protein folding chaperone. Gene Ontology annotation, cellular component: mitochondrial matrix; mitochondrial inner membrane. Gene Ontology annotation, biological process: protein import into mitochondrial intermembrane space; protein refolding; mitochondrial unfolded protein response.